AUGGCCUCCGAUAAUGCAGAUCACCCCGCGCGAGACCCCGCGCCCAAGGGAAAAUCCCGCAAGACCGAUCCGAACGCUCCGAUCCGAAAACGCCGCAAGAGAACCGUGGUAAGCGGAGCCCCAGACGACUGCUUUGCCUGCUCCAAGCGAGGAGCACGGUGUGACCGGCGCCGACCGUAUUGCUCCCAGUGCCUCGACCUGGGCCGCGAAUGUUCCGGAUAUAAGACAACGUUGACAUGGGGUGUUGGAGUCGCAAGUCGAGGGAAACUCCGGGGCCAGAAGCUCCCGGUGAUGGAAUCGGAAGGAAAGUCGACGGGGAGUUCUGCAAAAUCACAACCGAAGGCUGCAAGUAGUGGUGGACCGUCAUCUUCAAAGGUUCCUUACAAUGCUUCGGUCCCGAUGGCUCCGUCAACCGGUCCUGCGAUGGCAUCGUUUGGCGCAAGUACGCCGAGUGUGAAAUUAGAAGGUAGCCCACCGAUGAUGCCAGCUGCCUUCGACAUGUCUUCGAACAUGGCUUGGGCAAUGGACAUGCCAGAUCCACAAUCGUGGUCGAGCACGCUUGCUGCUCCGCCUGCGAUUUCAGGGCUUCCGUUACCCAGUCGGCCGAUGAUUCCAAACAAUACAAGCCAACACAUGACCCCAGAGCCGCCAUUGCUAUAUGCUCCCAUCCAAAGCCCGACGGCUAAUCGCGGCUCUAUGGUUUGGCCGGCUGCAGUCCCAUUCUCAUAUCAGGCUGCUACUCCCCCAGCGUCACAAGACACGGACGAGGAUGUCAAACGCGAUCCUAACUAUCAUGUGCUCUGGAAUGCUGCCCAUUCUCCGUCGCUCUCUCAGCAUCUGUUGGCACGAUCUGUGGGGCGGACCCCGCGUAUUCGUUAUCUCAUUAGCUACUACGCCGAAGUCAUUGCUCCCAUGAUCGUUGCCUUCGAUACCCCGAGAAAUCCAUUCCGAACUCAUGUGAUACGCUUGGCGAUGGAGAGCGAAGCUCUGCAGGAGGCAAUUGCGACAUUGGCGACGAGCAACUUGCGCCAGAGGCGAGAGCACAACCACCUCUCCACGGAACGAACUCUGCCGGCGCGUAUGUCAUCAAUGGCACAUCGUGCCCUCACCGAUGAAGAUUUCCAAGAUCGAUAUGGCAUCUCAAUGGUCGAAGGGUAUAUCAGAGAAGAGAAUCACCAUCGGGUGAUGGCUGUCAAGGCUUUGAAUGCUGAUUUGGCCGACCCUCGUCGCAGAUUGUCAGAUUCUGUACUGGCAACUUUAUUAAUACUUUGUCUUUUCCACGGCUGUGAUACUGGCGUUGCCAGCUUCCGUGAACAAUUUGCUGGAGUAACAAGACUACUUGCAAUCCGAAUGCGCCAUUCUCGUGUCGUAACAGAUGACCUCAAAUGGUUCAUCCGAAUGUUCUCGUGGUUUGAUACAUUGACGGCAACCACAAACGACCGUGAUGUUCAACUUCGCGGAACGUGCUUGGAGAUCAGCUCCAUAACUGAUGGAGAAUGGGGCCUGGAGAACUUAGCUGGCUGUGAUGGUCGUCUGUUCAAGCUGAUUUCUCAGCUAGGACGUUUGAAUCUCCUCAGUCAGGACCAGGAGCCUAACUUAUCACGCCCAAAUGACGCUGCUGUUUCCACUACAUCCCUCCCUCCUAAUAUGCUGUUCCCGGGAUGGGAAACAGUUGUGCUCAAUCCAGGAAUGGGCUCCGUACCGGAAUACGGAUUCUCUCUUCCCACGCCGCCACAAAGCAGUGACUCGUCCCGUCGUCCUUCCUCUCCAGAAUUCUGGACAGAGUGGUACUCGCUCAGGCAGCGACUCGAAUCCUGGAGAUUCGAUCCACCUACUCAGGCUUCUUUCCCUUCUCCGCCAUUAUCCGCUCCAUCUACAAUGGCUUGGAACUCUACUACCUAUGUGACGCAACUUAAUUCCUCAUCAGCAUACCAAGUGGCACCGGAGAAUCUUCAGGACAUAUACCAGAUCUCAGAGUGCUUCCGCCAUGCUGCCCUUCUCUACUGCGAACGUCUAGCCGAGCCGACCCUUCCAUCAUGUCAUGGCCGUAUCCAGCACCUUGUCCAGCUUGCCAUGCACUGCAUCAUUACCGUGCAAUCGGACGUAUAUCUUCUCUGGCCACUGUUCAUUGUCGGCUCGGAGUGUGUUCAGGACGAUCACCGUUCGAUCAUCCGCAAUCGCUGCAAGGAUAUCUCCAAGGACUCUGGCUUUAUCAACAAUCUUUCCUGCCUAGAGCUGCUGGAACGGAUCUGGGCUGAGAAUUCUGAUGAAUCUUCGUUCCCAGUUUAUCCUAGUGGGUUUGGUCCCCCGCCCCCGCUGGCUGGCGGCAGGGCACCGGCCUCAUCCCAAGCUUUCCGUUGGUCUCGAGUUAUGCAGGCCAAGCGGGGAGACGGCGAGUACAUGGUCGCGUAG
Messenger RNA from Penicillium vulpinum, 2412 nucleotides. RefSeq names its product Zn(II)2Cys6 transcription factor. The transcript has a single exon. Gene Ontology annotation, molecular function: DNA-binding transcription factor activity, RNA polymerase II-specific; zinc ion binding. Bases 1 to 2412 code for a protein of 803 amino acids. The record is from RefSeq and is a predicted model, not a curated record. Lineage: Eukaryota; Fungi; Ascomycota; Eurotiomycetes; Eurotiales; Aspergillaceae. Gene Ontology annotation, biological process: regulation of DNA-templated transcription.